AUGAUACAAUAAGAUUAACGAAUUUAUAAUGAUAAUCUGCCUUAUGAAGUUAAGCCAUUUAUAACUUAAAAGGAAAAAACAAGAUGUUAUUCAAUGGCUAUCAACUCUGACAAUAAUUUAGUUAUAGUUGGUUCUGGUUAUUACAUUAAAGUAUUUGAAAUACAAUAAACAACUUUAAACGAAUUAUAGGUUUUAGAUGAGCAUAAACAACUAGUUCUUUGCCUUAGUUUCUUUAGUAAAAGUUCUUAAACUCGAUCAUUCAUCUCAGCUGCAGAUACAAUUAUUAUUUGGUAGGAGUAAAAUCGUAAAUGGAUUGUUUAAAAUUAAUUGAGAAUAUAAGAAGAUAAAACACAAAUAUAGAGUUUAGUAAUUCAUCCUCAAGAAGACCUUAUCUUUUGUGGGUCUAGAGAUAACAUAUAAUUUUGGUUUUAGAAUCUAAAUGCAGAGUCAGAUGAAAUAUAGUAAUAAAAAUAAUAAUAAGAAUGGAUUUGUAAACCAUAUUAAUAUUCUAAUAUUUUUGGUUUAUCUAUCAAUCAAAAAGGAGAUAGAUUAAUAGCAUGCGGUACAGGAUAAGAAAUAUUGGUUAUGGCUGGAAAUAACACUACAGAAUGGAAAGUUGUAGAAAAAAUAUCAACCAACGCUUAUGGAUUGAGAUUAUGCUUUAUUACUAAUGAUGUAAUUGCUUUUUAAGAACGAGGAUCUAGACCUCAUGAUUAAUUAUAAUUUUACUCAUUAAAUUCUAAAGAGAAAUUAAAUCAAAGUAAUGUUAAAGGUGGUGAAUAAGCUUGUAAUAGUUUAUUUCCUUUAAGUUAUAUACAAUCUAAAUAACUAAUUAUUGAUAGAAAUGGUUAUUGCGUAAAUGUUGUUAGUAUUAGAUAAGAAAAUUAAUAUUAAUUUUAAACAAAUGUAGUAUAAUAUUUUUAAUUUUAAACUGAAUACAUUUAUGGUACCGUUAGUAAUGAUGGAAAUCUUUUAAUUCUUUGGAAUGAUUAAGAAGAAGAAAUUUAAAUUAGAAUAUUUAAUGCUUCUUAUUAUUGA
Molecule: messenger RNA, 1038 nt
Organism: Paramecium sonneborni
Lineage: Eukaryota; Ciliophora; Oligohymenophorea; Peniculida; Parameciidae
Source: the annotation of a GenBank genome assembly